CCGCCCGCGGCGCCCAACUCCGCGCGGGAUGGCGGACACAGCCCGGGUUCCACGCGGCCGUGGCGUCGCGGCCGGAAGCCCCCUCACGAGGCUGCGGGGAGAGACUACGCGGACCUCGCACAGGGCGCGGCAAGGCUCGGAGAGGCGCUUGGCAGCAAGGAACCCCUGCCUCCGCGCGUGGCGCCCCCGGACGGACAGACCAGCGGAGGACCACCUCAUCCUCCCCCAUCUGUGCAGUACGGGAAAGGCUGACGGCCUUCUCGCCCCAGACGUUGCCAGGACACCUGGAAUAGAGCACGGCCAUCUCCAAUCCAGGUUGCCCGCGGAGAACAGGAGGGGGACGAGCGCUGGCCCCACGUCCCUCCCCACAAGCCCGCAGGAGCCGCUUCUGGAAGCCCCAUGGUCAGAGCUCCUCCUCUGGCUUCCCCCGGGGAUGACCGGGUGCCGAGAUUCUCAGGGUGUUUUGAGUUUCCUGAUAGGGAUGUACCCAGUGCAUCCAGGAUUUUGUAGAAAGCAUCUGGCAACCCUGCUUCUGUCUGACAAUGAAAACGGCGUUCACCAACAGGUGUUGCCUUUACACCGUAGCUGCCAGGAAAUAUUGGAGCCACGUUCUCCCAAAACCCUGGUCGCGCUUUCCUCCUCUGAUGCUUAUUCUGAUGAUUAUCCUAAUUGUGACUUUUAAACUUGUCCCAAGCCAGUUAACAAACGUUCAGACUACCUCUGGAACCGAAAGUACCGUCUCUGUGACAUAUGUAGAUGGUAAAGUUAGUGCCUGUUGGUAUAGAGGGAGAUGCGAGCACACUGGAGCUGUCAGCUGACCUGACGCAGGAUUUACUGGGGAGAUGGCAUUGGACCUGAGGCCUGAUUUGUGUGAAGGGAUUUUGUUGUUGGCUUUUGAAUUCGAAUGGAGAUACAGACAGAGAUUAGUGGCUGGCGAGUUGCAGCCCCAAGUGUGUGGACUCAUUCUCGAACACAAGAAGGCAGCUCUGGAGCUCACAGGACAAAAGAGGUUACCAAGAUAAUAAAUUCAGGAACUGUCACUAACAUGACUGUGUUUGUAACCACAAGCCAUGAGGCCUAGAGACAUUGGGGUUGCAUCCAAAAUACAUGAGAAAAUGGAGGGCAUGGGGUGAAGCGAUUCACUAUGGCCUAGAACCCAGGAAGGUUUCCUGGAGAAGGUUGAAGCCAUACCCACCCCUAGGUUGGAAGAUUUUUUGGAAAAUGAGCAUAAUAUUGUUGGAAGACAAUGAAGACUUCCUGGGCAGGAUGAUUAAUUUCCACAUCCUUGUGUUUACCUGAUAUGUGAAAUGAAGGGUAAGGUAAAGGGAAUGUAGCUGCAGGUUUGAGUCCGCAGUCUACAAUCAAGAAAAGACAGAAAAAAACAAAGGAAGGAGACAAUAUUGGGGCAGAAGAACUCAAUGGGACAGGAGUCAUAUUGGUGAAGGAGGUGUUGCUCAGAUAACAGAUUUCACGACAACCAAUAUCAACCAAAAUGGAGCCCAAACAGGAAAAAUCUUGUGCCUCAAAAAUUAAUAGCAGGAAGAAUUAAAAAAAAAACAGUGAGAUACACUACACACCAGUUUGGCUAAAAUUCAAAAUACUGACAACACCAAAUGCUGGCAAGGAUGUGGAGCAGCAGGAAUUCUCAUUCAUUACUGGCACGAAAGAAAAUGGCAUAGACACUUUGGAAGACUGUCUGGCAGUUUGUUACAGAGCUAAGCAUGGACUUACCAUACAAUUCAGCAAUUAUUCUCCUACGUAUUUAUCCAAAUGAAUUGAAAACUGAUGUUCUCACAAAAAUAUGUUCAUGGAUGUUUGUAGCAGCUUUAUUCAUAAUUGCCAAAAUUUGGAAGCAACUAAGAUGUCCCUCAGUGGGUGAAUGGAUAAACAAAAUGUAGUACAUCCAUAAAAUGGAAUAUUAUUCAGUGAUGGAAAUGAGCUGUCAAACUACAAAAAAAACUGUGGAGAAAUAUAUCUCAAUAAAAGGAAGAUUAAAAAAAAAAAAAAACUGCGGA
This is a messenger RNA of Choloepus didactylus (southern two-toed sloth), 2015 nucleotides long. RefSeq lists its product as uncharacterized. The transcript is spliced from 2 exons. The record is from RefSeq and is a predicted model, not a curated record. The coding region runs from base 29 to 682 and encodes 217 amino acids. NCBI's taxonomy places the organism in Eukaryota, Metazoa, Chordata, Mammalia, Pilosa, Megalonychidae.